This is a messenger RNA of Dibothriocephalus latus, 282 nucleotides long. Lineage: Eukaryota; Metazoa; Platyhelminthes; Cestoda; Diphyllobothriidea; Diphyllobothriidae. The record is from the annotation of a GenBank genome assembly.
AUGCGUAUCUGCCCCCUUACCUUUUCUCAACCGCCUAUCUCCCUCCUUGAACAGGACAUGAUUCACGCAGGCAAAUGGGAGAAUCGUGAUGUUCACAACAUAUUUGGCAUGCUGGUUCAUCGAGCCACUUGGCAGGGCAUUCUGCGUCGUUCCGGUGGCAAAGAGCGACCCUUCGUCCUCACUAGGGCCUUCUUCGCCGGCUCCCAACGAACUAGUGCUGUAUGGACUGGGGACAACAAGGCCUCCUGGGAUCACUUACAGGUAAUUUCACGGAACGAAUAA